GAAAAAGUCAAACUCACGCAUGCGCAUAAAGCUCUCCCUCCAAAACAUGGCUGCCAGAGUGGAACUAGGUGAUCUUGCUGUCUCUGAUUCACCUCCAUACUGUAUUCAUGGUCCUACAUUAGUAUUCAGACGCUAUUACCAAGAGAAGCACACCAGCAGACAGUUUUAUGCUUGCGCUGUCCAUCGAAACAGAAAAGGCUGCCAGUUCUUUCAUUACACUGAUCAGCCACUCUCAGGAGAGAAGAGGGAGCACUACAUGAGUCUCUAUAGAGAGUAUCAGGCUUCACUUACUCAAUCCCAUACUGUUUCUUUAUCUAGUAGUAGUAGUGCAGCUCCUCCAAUCAAUUCCAUUAGUUUCUGCAUAGAGUGCAGCUUGUUGUAUGCCACUGAUAAAGAUGGACACAUUCAUAACAAACAUUCACAUAGAGAGAGGAUUACAAAGGAAGAGGCACAGCAACCAACUCUGUUGUUAUACCCAGCCAGUGAUAAUAAAGGACAAGCACAAUAUUUCUUUUCGGACAAAACCCACUCAUUCAUUCUAUCUGAGAUGAAGAGGUUGAAUUUUUCACAUGCCAUUUGUCUAGGGACACCAAAGAUUUUUGAAGCUUUAGCAGGGGCUGGAAUUAAAGGCUUCCUGCUUGAUAUUGAUCACAGAUUUCAUCAGUUUUAUGGAGGGGAAGUGUUUCAGCGCUUCAAUAUGUUCAACGGAUUCUUUUAUGACGAAGGAAAGGGAAAGGAGUCACUAAUGAGAUUCAUUGAGUCUGUGCCUCAAGAUAGGAUCUUACUUAUAAUCGAUCCUCCAUUUGGUGGUCUAUUGAAUGCAUUGAGAACUGGAGUGGACAUCAUUUGGAAUUUAAUAGGAACCGAGUGUUCUACUCUCCUUGUGUUUCCAUACUUCAAUGAAGUUCAUGUCACUGAAUCAUUCCCUACAUUUCUUAUGCUUGAUUAUCAGGUAACCUAUGGAAACCAUCGCUACUAUGGUGACAAUGGCAAGAAGGGUAAACCCUCUCCUGUCCGUUUCUUUACUAAUAUUCCAUUACCCGGUCUUGUGUUACCUACUGAUGAAGGAUACAAGUAUUGCUCAGUGUGUAAUCGUUAUGUGAGCUCUUUGAAUGAACAUUGCUCAAUUUGUGAUUGUUGCACCUCAAAAGAUGGAAGAUCAUAUAAGCAUUGUCAUCAAUGUGGUACUUGUGUUAAAGAAACUCAUGAUCAUUGCUUAACAUGCAAAUCCUGCCAGCCAUCACAACAUGAUUGUCAGCAGAAGUCAAUGAGGAAGUCUGGUUGUUUUGUAUGUGGAGCAUUCGAUCACAAGAAGCAGCACUGUCCCUCUAGGCCUUCGCGUCACUUAAGAAAUGACAAAAGAAAGAUGUCUUUUGUGUCAAAAAGGAAGCCGGUAUUAAGAAAGAGGUUAAAGAGUAAAUCAAAUAUUAGUAGCUCAACUUCAAAAACUUAGUGUAAAUUAACUCAAAAUUUCAUUCAUUACAAUUAUAUUUAUUGUGUAAAAAGACUCACUCGUUCUCUCACA
Messenger RNA from Amphimedon queenslandica, 1525 nucleotides. Its product is annotated as zinc finger CCHC domain-containing protein 4-like. The transcript is spliced from 11 exons. The coding region runs from base 20 to 1453 and encodes 477 amino acids. NCBI's taxonomy places the organism in Eukaryota, Metazoa, Porifera, Demospongiae, Haplosclerida, Niphatidae. Gene Ontology annotation, molecular function: rRNA (adenine-N6-)-methyltransferase activity; zinc ion binding. Gene Ontology annotation, cellular component: nucleolus; cytoplasm. Gene Ontology annotation, biological process: rRNA methylation. The record is from RefSeq and is a predicted model, not a curated record.